Molecule: messenger RNA, 981 nt
Organism: Paramecium tetraurelia
Lineage: Eukaryota; Ciliophora; Oligohymenophorea; Peniculida; Parameciidae
Exons: 2
Source: RefSeq, a predicted model, not a curated record
AUGAUUGAUUAAAUCAAUCAGCUUAAGGAAUAAAUAAUUACACUUUAGUAAAAUGAAAAAGAUUACCAGGAUUUGAAUUUCCUAUUCACCAAUUUGGAACAUAGAUAUAAUCUGUUAGCAGAAGAAAAGUAGAGAAUGGAAAUUGAUUAUAAUCGCAGACAUGAAUUUAAUAUGCAAUCAGUAGCCAGACACAGAGCAGAGAUUGACUAAUUGCGAAAUGAGUUAAUGUCUUGCCAAAACAAUCAGGAACAGAUGGAAUAUUUGGUAUAUGAAAAUCAAGCGCUGACAGAUGAAGUUAACAAUUUAAGGGAUGCUUACACAAAAAUAGUGUAAUAAAUCUAAGAAUAAGAUGAAAAAUAUUAAACAACUUUGGCUGCUAAACAAUAGUACAUAGAAAGCUUGUAAUUUUAAAUUAAAUAAAUGAAUGACAUAUAGACACACAAAGAAAAAAAGUUUUAAGCAGAAAACGAGAAUAAACAAUAAUUUGUAAGUGAAAUGGAAUCUUAUAAGUCAUAAAAUGAAAAACUUACUGUAGACAAUAAGCAAUUAAUCAAACAGAUUGAGCGAUUAGAACUUUAAAUUUAAAAUUAUAAAGACUAACUUAAUCAAAUGACAUAAGAAAUUGGAAAAAUGUAGCAUUAAAUGGGCAUGCUAACUAAAGAAUUAGGAAAUUAAAAUAAAGUCUCAGCAAAAGAAUACUAAUUGGAUCAUGAAUUAAAAUCUUUAAAGAAUAUGAACAUACAGUUACUUUAAAAAAAUGAACACCUCCAAUAAUAAAUAGAAUAGCUAAUACAUAAUAAUUAAUAGCUUAUCUUAGAAUGUGACACGUUAAGAAUUAAAUUUGCAGAAUAAGAAAACUCAAAACUAAUGGUCUAAAAUUAAUAUGCAAAAUCUUUAAAUAAAUUUUAAGAAGAAAGGAAAGUAAUUAAGGAUUAUUUAUGUAAAUUAAUAUGUUAUCAUUAGAACGAUAAAAAGUCUUGA